Erigeron canadensis is the source of this 1989-nucleotide messenger RNA. Its product is annotated as serine/threonine protein phosphatase 2A 55 kDa regulatory subunit B beta isoform-like. Gene Ontology annotation, biological process: peptidyl-serine dephosphorylation. Gene Ontology annotation, cellular component: cytosol; protein phosphatase type 2A complex. The transcript has 15 exons. The coding region runs from base 177 to 1652 and encodes 491 amino acids. Gene Ontology annotation, molecular function: protein binding; protein phosphatase regulator activity. The record is from RefSeq and is a predicted model, not a curated record. NCBI's taxonomy places the organism in Eukaryota, Viridiplantae, Streptophyta, Magnoliopsida, Asterales, Asteraceae.
AAAACAUAACCAAAAACACAAACAAAAUCUUUUUUUCUUUCUUGACGAUCAUCGGAAUCUAUUCCAAAUUUACUACUCUUUUUUAUUCACUAUCAAUCAAUUUAAUUUUAUGUAAAAAUAAAUAAUAAUAAUAAUCCAUUCCCUUUCCUCCCUUUCCCUUCCCUAGUAUUGGGAAAAUGGAUGGAGAUGGUGACGUGGCGAUGACUCCAGUUGGUUUAGACUGGAAAUUUUCUCAAGUUUUUGGUGAACGUGCCGCCGGUGAAGAUGUUCAAGAAGUUGAUAUCAUUUCAGCAAUAGAAUUUGAUAAAACCGGUGAUCAUCUUGCCACCGGAGACCGUGGGGGUCGUGUGGUUUUGUUCGAAAGGACCGACAGAAUAGAUGAUGGUGUUCAUCGAAGAGUUUUAGAAGGAAUGGAUUGUUCAAGUAGUCGCCACCCUGAGUUUCGUUAUAGAUCAGAAUUCCAGAGUCACGAGCCAGAGUUUGACUAUCUAAAGAGUUUGGAAAUCGAGGAGAAAAUCAACAAGAUUAGAUGGUAUCACACAUCUAACAGUGCCAUGUUUUUGCUGUCUACUAAUGAUAAAACUGUAAAGUUCUGGAAGGUCCAAGAAAAGAAGAUCAAGAAAGUAUGCAACUUUAAUGUAGAGCCUCCAAAAACGACAAUCAAUGGUUUUAUUAAUAGUUCAAAUGUGCCUAUGCUAUCCAGAGCUAUUUCUGCCAACGGAAUUACAUCAUUACGUCUACCUAUGGUAACCAGUCAUGAAAGCGCCCUUUUCGCUAGAUGUCGUAGAACAUAUGCGCAUGCCCAUGACUAUCAUAUUAACUCCAUCUCCAAUAACAGUGAUGGCGAGACAUUUAUAUCAGCUGAUGAUCUACGUAUAAACCUUUGGAACUUGGAAAUUAGCAGUCAGAGUUUUAAUAUUGUUGACACGAAGCCAACAAAUAUGGAAGAUUUAACUGAGGUGAUAACAUCAGCUGAGUUUCAUCCUUCACAUUGUAAUAUGUUGGCAUACAGUAGCUCAAAAGGCUUAAUAAAACUUCUUGAUUUGCGACAAUCAGCUCUUUGUGACACUCAUAGCAAAGUGUUUCAGGAACACGAGGCUCCUGGUUCAAAAUCGUUCUUCACGGAUAUUAUAUCAUCAAUUUCUGAUAUCAAGUUUGCAAAGGGGGGCAGGUACAUACUAAGCCGUGACUACAUGACUCUUAAGCUGUGGGAUAUAAAUAUGGGUUCUGGUCCGGUUGCAACUUUCCAGGUGCAUGAACAUUUGAGACCCAAGCUGUGUGAUUUGUAUGAAAAUGAUGCGAUCUUUGACAAAUUUGAGUGUUGUCUAAGUGGGGACGGACAGCGGGUUGCAACUGGUUCAUACAGCAAUAUGUUUCGUGUUUUUGGUUGUGCUGAGGGCAGCUCAGAAGCGACAACCUUAGAGGCAACUAAGAAUCCCACAAGGAGACAAAUUCAAACACCUCCUAGAAUCUUUAGCUCCCCUGGAAAUCGUUCCCCUUCUGUUAGCAGGCGAGGAUCAGAUAACUCAGGAGUUGACGUAAAUGGGAACAAUUUUGAUUCAACAACAAAGUUACUGCACCUUGCAUGGCACCCGAAUGAAAACUCAAUUGCAUGUGCUGCUUCUAACAGCCUGUAUAUGUAUUAUGCAUGAAGACAGACCAUGACAUAAUUGUAAAUUUGCUUCUUUUUGGAUCGAAAGAAUGUACGCUCUCCUACAGCCAAAAAACAUGGUAAUCUUGUAGUUGGACCUGAGAUUUAUUUUUGGAUUGGAAGGAAGAAGCCGUGUUGUGAAACAAAGCAUUUUUAGACCUGAAUUAAACUAUUUAUAUUUGUUGAAUCGGAGGUUUUGAGAUCUUUCGACUGUUUUUGUCACGUUUUGGUCAAGUCUUUCCAAUUUAUAAUGUACAAACUACGAAGGUGUAGCAUGUUUGCCUUUGAUCAGGCCUUUAGUUUCGUUGAUGUUUGCAAUAUUGAUUUUUGAAUCAUCA